AUGAAAAAAGAUCAGAAUAACGAACCAAGCGGAUCGGAUAGUGAAAUAAGCCCGCUUAUAAAUUUUUUUAACACUAGGAAAGGUAACAAAGGUUCGUUGCACAGGGGAAAAUCCAAGGAUAAAAGCGUUCUUGACUCUGAACUUGACUUGGGAUACGCCUACUCCUUUAGGACAUCCCCUAAAUAUAUUAGAGGCACGCUCAGGGAGUACCAAAUAGAAGGAGUGAACUGGCUAAUCAGCAUGCACGAGAAGAAUAUUAACUGCAUUCUUGCAGACGAAAUGGGGCUGGGAAAGACGCUGCAGACUAUCACAUUCCUGGGCUACUUGAAGAAUUUUCUGAAGAACAAGGCGCCCCAUCUGCUGAUAGUGCCCAAGUCGCUCUUGCACAACUGGAAGGCUGAAUUUACAAAAUUUUUACCGUCAUUCAGGCUGUUUAUCUUUCAUGCCAGCCAAGCUGAAAUCAAAGAUACGGAGGAAAACAUGGAGAAUACGAACUAUGACGUUGUGAUAACGACGUACGAAAUGUGCAUCUCUGCAAAGAAGGUGUUUCAGAGGAUACAGUGGUGCUAUCUGGUUAUUGACGAGGCACACAGAAUUAAAAACGAGGCCAGUCUGCUCUCAAAAAUCGUGAGGAUUUUUCGAUGCGAGCACCGCCUGCUGCUUACUGGCACGCCUCUCCAGAAUAAUGUGCAUGAGCUUUGGGCAUUACUCAACUUUCUUGACCCGAAGCUGUUCAAGGACCCAGAACAGUUUGAGAAGUGGAUUACACAAAUGGAAAACGAUAAAAAAGGAGGAAUAGAUCAGCUGAGAAAAGUAUUGCAGUUGUUUUUUCUGCGCAGAGAGAAACGUGACGUGGAGAAGACCUUGCUGCCAAAAAAGGUUAUCAAUUUGUAUCCACAGCUCACUACGAUGCAACGGAAUUUGUACAAGAUGAUCCUCGAGAAGGAUCUAACACCUCUAUUGAACAAGAGGGAGGUUAAAAGCAGCCUGUUGAAUGUGGUCAUACAGCUUAGGAAAUGUUGCAAUCAUCCGUAUCUGUUUGAUGGGAUGGAACCAGGCCCACCAUACACGACAGAUGAGCAUCUGGUGUAUAACUCAGGCAAAAUGAUGUAUCUUGAUAAGCUUUUAACGGAGAUGAAGCGCAGGAACAGUCGUGUUCUUAUAUUUACGCAGAUGACUCGUACGUUAGACAUCCUCGAGGAUUACUGCACAAUGAGGGAGUACGAGUACAGAAGAAUUGAUGGGAGCACAUCGGCUGCCGAGCGUGGUGAGGCGAUAGACGAGUUCAAUGCGGAAAACAGCGAAAUCUUCAUUUUUCUGCUUUCGACUCGUGCUGGUGGCCUGGGGAUCAACCUGGCAACGGCCGAUAUUGUGAUAAUGUAUGACUCUGAUUGGAAUCCGCAGAUUGAUCUGCAGGCACAGGACAGAGCGCAUCGAAUAGGGCAGACAAAGCAGGUGUUUGUGUUUAAAUUCAUUACAGAGAGCACCAUAGAGGAGAAAAUAAUUUAUAGAGCACUCAAAAAGCUGAAACUGGACGAAAUUCUUGUGAAGAACAACCUGAACACAUCGUCCAACAUUAAUGAGAAGGAGCUGAUUGAGAUACUGGCAGAGGGCGUCGAGAACAUCUUUGAGAAAGAAGAGAAGACUGAAGAGCUUAACAUCGAGGAAAUCAUAAAAGUUGGCGAAGAAAAAACAAAAAUUCUGAAUUCGCAGCUUGAAAGUGUCACGCUGAGUGAGACACAAGACCACAACAUUGAAAUAUAUGAAUGGGAGGGUGAGGACUACAAGAACAAAGCUAAGAUAGAAAAAUACCUGCUGAGCAACAAGAGGCGGAAUCAUUCGCUGUUUCAUCGGCCAAAGCAGUUGAUUUUGCCCGAGUACCACUUUUAUCCGAAGGAACUGUUUGAAAUUAUAAGAAAGGAAAAUGAGUUAUACGAUCAGGGAGAACAGCUGAGCGAAGAUGAUGCCAAGAGAAAGGAGGAGCUUAUCGAGAUGGGGUAUAGGAACUGGACAAAAAGGGACUUCCUGGCCUUUAUAAGAGUUACGGAGGUGUACGGACGAGAUAAUUUUGAAGAGUUUAAUAAACACAUUGAUAAGAGCGAGGAGGAGAUCAGGAGUUAUCAUCAUGUGUUUUGGAACAGAAUAGAUGAGCUUGAUGAAAAAGACAAAAUACUGGCACAUAUAGCGAAAGGUGAGCAGAAACAGAAGAAGGAAAUGAUCAUAAAAAUGGUUCUAAAAAGAAUAUUUGAGGAUAACGAGCCGCUGCGUCUCAAAAACAUCGUAAAUGUUAGAUCCAGAAAUUUCACGGAGCCGAUAGAUAUGGCAAUCCUCAAGGGUUAUUACAACAGAAACGACUCUGAAUAUUUGCAGAAACUGCUCAUAGAAUUGAAGAAAAAACACAUUUUCAAUUUUUUUGUUAGAACAUUGACCGUACAUGACAUCCAAAAAAGGCUGAAAGCGCUUAAAUCCGCUCUUUGUAAGAGUUGUAAUAAAGAAUUAUGACGAGAAAACGUCAUAGUCAUAAAAUAAAUAGCAAAUUGACAAUA
Vavraia culicis subsp. floridensis is the source of this 2546-nucleotide messenger RNA. RefSeq lists its product as uncharacterized. Gene Ontology annotation, cellular component: nucleus; chromatin. The transcript has a single exon. NCBI's taxonomy places the organism in Eukaryota, Fungi, Microsporidia, Pleistophoridae. Gene Ontology annotation, molecular function: nucleosome binding; DNA binding; ATP hydrolysis activity. The coding region runs from base 1 to 2502 and encodes 833 amino acids. The record is from RefSeq and is a predicted model, not a curated record. Gene Ontology annotation, biological process: regulation of transcription by RNA polymerase II; nucleosome organization.